UAAUCUCAUGGCAAAAGCAAGCGACGAUCCAGAAGGACACAAAUACCGCAUAAAGCUUGCGUGCUUCCUCAUCACCAUGCUACAGGGUCCCGUCGAUAUUGGUAUCAAUCUUGUCACAAAUGAUCAAGUUGGUGUUCCUAUCUUGAGAAAAUUGUACGAAUCUGAAGAUGAGAAUGUCAAAGUGCGAGCACUUGUGGGUCUUUGCAAAUGUGCUGCCGCUGGUGGUGACGACGCUUCAAGAGCCACCAUGAAGGAGGGUGCUCCUCAGAAACUUGCGUCAACUUGCAAAAAGUUCUUGCUAGAUUACGAGAAGUAUAGCAUAGAUGUGAGAAGAUUCGCCUGUGAGGGAUUGUCAUACCUCUCACUUGACGCCGAUGUCAAGGAAUGGAUUGUCUCUGACUCGCUGCUCUUACGAGCACUCUUCUGCUUGGCUCAAUCCGCGGGCGCGCUUUGUUUUGUCUUACGGUUUCAUGCUUUUUUCUUUCUUGUGGUGUUGAAGCCAGGGAAUAUCAUAGCGAAAACUCAUGCUAAAUGUUUUCGAAACCUUGUUAUUUUUCCCUUCUUAAGGUUUACGCUGGCAAGUAUUUACUUUGCCAAGCAUCAUGUGCCAGAAACGCAUCCGAAAGACACGGAUGAUUAUGUGGAGAAGCGUAUCAGAUGCCUUGUAGAGGAGGGUGCAGUCGCUGCUUGCGUUGCUAUCAGCAAAACAGAAUCACACAAAGCACUUGAGCUACUUGCACGCGCUCUUCUUGCUUUCGCAGAAUUUGAGGACCUACGUGGUCGUAUUAUCAGC
Molecule: messenger RNA, 793 nt
Organism: Cylicostephanus goldi
Lineage: Eukaryota; Metazoa; Nematoda; Chromadorea; Rhabditida; Strongylidae
Source: the annotation of a GenBank genome assembly